CCCUGGACUAUAUAAGGCAGGUGUUGUCUUCAGACAAGCAUCAGCAUCGUCCAAGCACUAGUGGCAGCAAAUCCACAGCAACGAGGAAAAAGAAGAAAGAAGUUUGCCUUGACAAAAACUCAAGCCUGAAGUCAUGUUCUCCGUGCUAUUGAAACCCCUUAGACCAGUGGGGACUGUCAGAGGACUGCAUAUGUCUGCAAUGGAAGCCUUGAAGCCGUUAACAUCUGAGGACAGAGUCACAGCCAGUUUUGGAAGAUUCAUCAGUGAAAUUAAGCCCCAGCAUUUGUCCUCUCUGGUGCUCCACCGCAGUAAAAGGAUGGUGCUGGACAGCAUCGGCGUUGGCCUGAUUGGAAGCACAACUGAUGUGUUUGAAUUGGCCUUGCAGCACUGCCAGCACAUGUAUGCUCCUGAUGACAUCAGCUCUGUGUAUGGACGCAGGGACACCAGGCUCUCCCCGACACUGGCGGCUUUCGUCAAUGGAGUGGCGACUCACUCCAUGGACUUUGAUGACACAUGGCACCCUGCCACCCACCCCUCCGGAGCCGUCCUUCCCGCUGUUCUAGCUCUCAGUGAUAUGAUGCCAGCCAACAACAAACCCAGUGGCCUUGACUUCUUGCUGGCCUUCAAUGUCGGCAUUGAGAUCCAGGGCCGACUACUGAGGUUCUCAAAUGAGGCCCACAACAUCCCAAAGAGGUUUCACCCUCCCAGCGUGGUGGGGACUAUGGGAAGUGCCGCUGCCUGUGCUCGACUCUUGUGCCUGGAUUCGUUCCAGAGCAGUCAUGCCUUGGCUAUAGCUGCUUCUCUCGCAGGAGCGCCAAUGGCUAAUGCUGCCACUCAGUCUAAACCCCUCCACAUAGGCAAUGCUACACGUUUGGGGCUGGAAGCUGCUCUGCUGGCCUCCAGGGGCCUAGAGGCCAGUCCUCUGGUCCUGGAUGCUGUCGCAGGGGUGGCCGGCUUUAAUGCUUUUUAUGAAGACUAUGUGCCGCAGGCUUUAGAAUCACCCAGCGAUGAAGGCCACAUGUUCCUGCUAGAGGUGCAGGACAUGGGCUUCAAGCGCUUCCCCGCCCAUCUGGGGAUGCACUGGGUAGCAGAUGCUGCAGCCUCGGUCCAUAAGCUUCUCGUGGGAGUUGGUCCUGGUACCGUCUCCCCUGCUCAAGUGCAGGAAAUCCUGCUCAGAGUGCCCCAGUCUAAAUACAUCAACAGGCCUUUCCCUGAGUCUGAGCACGAGGCACGCCACUCCUUCCAGUUCAAUGCUUGCAGCGCUCUCCUGGAUGGUGAGGUCACCGUUCAGUCCUUCAGCCCUGCUGCCAUGAGCCGCCCCGACCUGCACGCCCUCCUGAGCCGCGUUCGUGUGGAGCAUCCUGGCGACAACCCGGCUAAUUUCAACAAAAUGUAUGGUGAGGUCCAGGUGACACUAGUUGGGGGAGACAUUCUGAACGGGCGCUGUGACACCUUCUACGGUCACUGGCGCAACCCGCUGACCAACGAGAGCCUGAGGAAGAAGUUCAGGAACAACGCAGAGGUGGUGCUCUCCUCUGAGAAGGUGGAGCGGCUGAUUGAAGUGGUGGAGGAGCUGGAAAGACAUGCAGACUGCAGGGCCCUUCUCGCAAACCUUCAAUGAACAUUGUGCAUAUA
This is a messenger RNA of Mugil cephalus (flathead mullet), 1635 nucleotides long. Its product is annotated as cis-aconitate decarboxylase-like. Lineage: Eukaryota; Metazoa; Chordata; Actinopteri; Mugiliformes; Mugilidae. Gene Ontology annotation, molecular function: lyase activity. The record is from RefSeq and is a predicted model, not a curated record. The transcript has 6 exons. Bases 134 to 1621 code for a protein of 495 amino acids.